AUGGCUGCUUCUCAGAAAGUGUUGACAUUCAGUGAUGUGGCCAUAGAAUUCUCUCAGGAGGAGUGGGCUUGCCUGGACCCAGCUCAGCGGAACCUGUACAUGGACGUGAUGUUGCAAAACUACAGGAACCUGGCAUUCCUGGGUCUUGCUGUGCCCACGCCAGACUUUGUCACUUUUUUGGACCACAUGGAGGAGCCCUGGGAGUUGAAGAGAAAAAAGACACUUUUCAUCCACCCAGGUAGGUGGAAAUGA
Molossus molossus (Pallas's mastiff bat) is the source of this 252-nucleotide messenger RNA. RefSeq names its product putative protein ZNF720. Bases 1 to 252 code for a protein of 83 amino acids. The transcript is spliced from 3 exons. The record is from RefSeq and is a predicted model, not a curated record. Lineage: Eukaryota; Metazoa; Chordata; Mammalia; Chiroptera; Molossidae. Gene Ontology annotation, biological process: regulation of DNA-templated transcription.